AUGGUGCCGCCGGUGCCGAUCCGGAUUAAGAACCAGGCGCGGACAAGGAGGCGGGGCAAGAAGGCGAGGGACGACGCGCCGCCCCUGCCGUGGGAAGAGUGGGAAGUGGCCAACGACAGUUGGCUCGACGAGCUUGAAGCGGCCGACGGGGACGGGGACGGCGAGUCCACGGAAGCCGCUCCGGCGGCCGUGCCGACGGCGGACCCGGCCCCGGAGGUGGUGCUCUCGCUGCUGCGCUUCCAGAAGGAGUGGCUCGCGUGGGCGCUCGCGCAGGAGGCAUCCAUCUCGCGGGGCGGCAUCCUCGCCGACGAGAUGGGGAUGGGGAAGACCAUCCAGGCUAUCUCGCUCGUCCUUACUGCGCGCCGACUCCACCCCCCGGACCACCACUCCGCGGCCUCCUCGUCCAACUCCUCGGUGGGCCGCCCGAAGGUCGGGUGCACGCUGGUUGUCUGCCCGGUGGUGGCCGUCAUCCAGUGGACCGAGGAGAUCGAGCGCCACACUGCUAGUGGCAGCGUGCGUGUGCUCAUCUACCACGGUGCCAAACGUGGUGCUCAGAAGUUCGAUUUCAACAGCUAUGACUUUGUUAUCACCACCUACUCAGAGAUCUCCCUACUCCACCAUCGAGGUGGACUACCGGAAAUGAAGGUGCACUUGAAGUAUCACUGUGGGCCUAAUGCUAUACGCACGGAAGCUCAGGCUAAGCAGCAGAGCAAGAAGUGGGACAGCAGCAAGGGAAAGGUGAGGGGGAAGAGAAGGGUUCAUAAGAAGGGUGAUGAGGCGAAUAUGGAUUUUCAAGAAUUGGCUGAUGAAUCGGGCAGCCAGUCGAGGGGCCAAUCUGCUCUGCAUUCUGUGCGGUGGGAGCGUAUUAUCCUGGAUGAGGCUCACUUCAUAAAAGAUAGACGAUGUAAUACUGCACGGGCUGUUUUUGAAUUGGAGUCAGAAUACAAGUGGGCUCUGAGUGGGACACCUUUGCAGAACCGUGUUGGAGAACUUUACUCGCUUAUUCGGUUCUUGCAAAUCUUCCCCUACUCAAACUAUUUCUGCAAGGACUGUAGCUGUGAGAUACUAGAUACCAGUAUGAAGAAACAAUGCGACUGUGGUCACUCAUCUGUUAGGCACUUUUGCUGGUGGAAUAAGGUGACACUGAGGCGGGACUGUUUUGAUAAAAAUGAAAUGGAAUUCUAUGAAGCUUUGUAUACUCAAAGUGUCACACAAUUUGAUGCAUAUGUAGAUGCUGGAACACUGAUGAAUAACUAUGCUCAUAUCUUCGAUCUUCUCACAAGGUUGAGACAGGCUGUUGAUCAUCCUUAUCUUGUAGCAUAUUCUAAGACAGCAGAACAUCCUGAAGGAAUGAAGAAUGAAGGAAAUGACACCAUGGAAAGCCAAUGUGGUAUAUGUCAUAGUUUGGCUGAAGAUGUUGUGGUUACCUCUUGUGAUCAUGCAUUCUGCAAGACUUGUUUGAUAGACUACUCUGCAGCUUUGGGGAAUGUUUCAUGUCCGUCCUGUUCAAUACCUCUCACCGUGGACUUAACAGCACAAAAUUCAGCUGGAAAAGUAACUCAAAGUGUCAAGGGUCGCAAAUGCUCAGGAAUAUUGAGCAGACUACCAAGCCUUGUAGAUUUUAAGACUAGUACAAAAAUUGAUGCCUUGAGAGAGGAGAUAAGAAACAUGACUGAUCACGAUGGUUCUGCCAAAGGGAUUGUCUUCAGCCAGUUUACAUCAUUCUUGGAUUUGAUUCAGUUUUCACUGGAGAAGUCUGGCAUCAAGUGUGUCCAGCUGAAUGGAGCCAUGAACAUUACUGAAAAAGGGAGAGCCAUAGACACCUUCACCCAUGAUCCAGACUGCAGGAUCUUCCUGAUGAGCCUGAAAGCUGGCGGAGUCGCUCUGAAUCUUACUGUAGCAUCUCAUGUGUUCCUGAUGGACCCUUGGUGGAAUCCAGCAGUCGAGAGUCAAGCGCAGGAUCGUAUCCACCGAAUCGGACAGUUCAAGCCAAUCAAGAGCACUAGGUUUGUGAUAAAGGACACGGUUGAAGAGCGCAUACUGCAACUGCAAGAGAAGAAGCAUCUGGUGUUUGAAGGGUAA
Miscanthus lutarioriparius is the source of this 2082-nucleotide messenger RNA. The record is from the annotation of a GenBank genome assembly. Lineage: Eukaryota; Viridiplantae; Streptophyta; Magnoliopsida; Poales; Poaceae.